Molecule: messenger RNA, 1392 nt
Organism: Gymnodraco acuticeps
Lineage: Eukaryota; Metazoa; Chordata; Actinopteri; Perciformes; Bathydraconidae
Product: nuclear factor 7, ovary-like
Exons: 1
Coding region: 1-1392 (463 amino acids)
Molecular function (GO): zinc ion binding; protein binding
Source: RefSeq, a predicted model, not a curated record
AUGGCUUCCAGAUCAGAGGAGGAUUACUGCUGUCCGGUCUGUCAUGACAUCUUCAGAGUUCCGGUUGUUCUGUCAUGUUCCCACAGCUUCUGUAAAGACUGUCUGAGCACCUGGUGGAAGGCGAAACCACUGUGUGAGUGUCCAGUUUGUAAGAGACGAUCCUCAAUGGUGAACCCACCUGUUAGCCUGGUGUUGAAGAACCUGUGUGAGGCCUUCGUACAGGAGCAAGACCGGAGAGCAUUGGAGAUCCUCUGUAGUGUGCACUCUGAGAAACUCAAACUCUUCUGCCUAGAUCAUCAGCAGCCGACUUGUCUCGUCUGCAGGGACUCAGAGAAACACACCAACCACAAAUUCAGCCCCGUUGACGAAGCUGCGCCAAAGCACAGGGAGAAACUCCAGGCCACACUGAAACCCUUAAAGAAGAAUUUAAAUGUUCUCGAACGGGUUCAAGGAAAGUUAAGCAAAACAGCUGAGCACAUUAACGUCCAAGCCCGACAAACUGAGACUCAAAUUAAGAAGCAGUUUCAGAAGCUUCACAAGUUUCUAGAAGAAGAAGAGCAAGCCAGGAUGGCUGCUUUGAAACAGGAAGAGGAGCAGAAGAUGCAGAUGAUAACGGUAAAGAUGGACGCUCUGGGCGUAAAAAUAGCCGCUCUUUCAGACACAAUCAGAACCACAGAGAAGGAGCUGAGAGCUGAAGAUGUGUCCUUUCUGCAGAACUACAAGGCAACAGUGGAAAGUAUCCAGCGGCAGCACCCCCUACUCGAGGAAUCACAGCUGGGCCCGGGAGCUCUCAUAGAUAAGGCCAAACACUUGGGCAACCUGACCUUCAACAUCUGGAACAAGAUGAAGGAGAUGAUCUCCUACACGCCGGUGAUUCUGGACCCAAACACAACAAAUCUAGAACUCAUCGUGUCUGAUGAUAUGACCAAUGCGAGAGGAGGGGAGAAGCAGAAUCUUCCCGAUAAUCCGGAGAGGUUUGAUGAUUAUUACAUCGUCCAAGGCUCUGAGAGCUUUAACUCGGGGACUCACACAUGGGACGUUGAAGUUGGCAUUAAUACAUUCUGGUCAAUAGGUGUGUUAGUGGAGUCAUUCCAGAGAAAGGGACCCACACAGACUGGAUUAUGGGAAAUGCGGUUCCAUAAAGGGGAAUACUCGGCGCGGGCACUACCAGCUGCAGCCACUGAUCUGCGGUUGCAGAGGAAGCUGAAGAGAAUCAGAAUGAGUCUGGACUGGAGCAGAGGAAAGCUGACCUUCUCUGAUCCUGACACUAACACACUCUUGCACACCCUCAAACACACCUUCACUGAGAGGCUGUUUCCAUACAUUAGCACAGUGGAUAAAGUACCGCUGAAGAUUUUACCAACGAAGGUCUGUGUGAGCAAACAAGUGUGA